Messenger RNA from Hypomesus transpacificus, 2949 nucleotides. It is a transcript of the gene ncstn, whose product is annotated as nicastrin. The record is from RefSeq and is a predicted model, not a curated record. NCBI's taxonomy places the organism in Eukaryota, Metazoa, Chordata, Actinopteri, Osmeriformes, Osmeridae. Gene Ontology annotation, biological process: Notch receptor processing; protein processing. Bases 49 to 2157 code for a protein of 702 amino acids. Gene Ontology annotation, cellular component: membrane. The transcript is spliced from 17 exons.
UUUCACUUAAACACUUCCUGUGUAUUUCCCGUUUCUCAAACCAGGAAGAUGGAUUUGGGAUCGCCGAAAUGGGUUACAAUGUUAAUAGUUUGUUGGCUUUACAAAAGUGUAAACUGUAAUUCAGUUGAGCAGAAGAUCUAUGUGGAGCUUAACAACACUGUCCCGUGCGUGCGACUGCUCAACGCAACACAUCAGAUAGGCUGCCAGUCCUCUUUAUCAGGUGAUGUAGGGGUGCUUCAUGUAUUGGAAUCUGAGGCAGACCUGAACUGGCCCUUGAGCUCAGGACCGAAUCCUCCCUAUAUGGUAAUAUUGGAGUCACCACUCUUCACCAGGUCUAUCAUGAUGAAGAUGAAGAACGCAUCACGCAGGAUCGCAGGCGUGGCCGUGGUGACCCCUAAUGCGAGCCCACCCCAGGGCUUCUCCCCACACACAACCUGCCCCAAUGAGAACACAGGUGUGUACUCGGAGAAGUAUGGUGCCGACCUGGCGAACUGUAACACGACGGUGUGGAACCCAUUGGGGAACGGCCUCUCCUACGAGGAGUUUGACUUCCCCAUCUUCUCCCUGAAAGAAGACAACCAGACAGAGGUCAUAAAGCAGUGCUACUUCCAGCACAACAGGCCGGAGAACAACAGCGCUCCGGUGUACCCGCUGUGCGCCAUGCAGCUCUACUCCCACAUGCAUGCCGUCACCGACACCGCCACCUGCAUGAGGCGGAAUGACAUCUUCAGUAUCAACCCAGAGAUGAUGUGCGACCCCCUGGGUGACUAUAAUGUGUGGAGCACCCUCCGGCCAUACAACAACUCCAUCAACGGCCACAAGGAGAAUGAGACUGUGGUGCUGGCAGCGGCCAGGCUGGACAGCAGGUCAUUCUUCUGGGACGUUGCCACGGGAGCCGAGGGCAGCAUCUCUGGGUUUGUCACUCUGCUGGCGGCUGCCCAAGCCCUGCGUGAGGUCACUGUGGUGGCCCCGCCCACGCGGAACAUUCUCUUUGCCUUCUUCCAAGGGGAAGCCUUUGACUACAUCGGCAGCUCUCGAAUGGUAUACGACAUGGAGAACAACAAGUUUGUCAUUGACCUGGACAACAUUCACUCCAUACUGGAAGUCGGGCAGGUGGGGGUUCGCAGUGGCUCCAACCUUUGGCUCCACUCUGACCCAGUGUCCAGGAGCAACGCCAGCGUCAACACAGAGGUGAUGGAUAUGGUGACCAAACUGGGCACAGCCGCCGCUGGGCUCAACUUCUCAUUGACAGAGCCCACUGUCUCUCAGCCUCUCCCUCCCUCCUCCCUCCAGCGCUUCCUGCGAGCUCGGCCUAUCCCAGGCGUGGUGCUGGCAGACCACCAAUCGGCUUACAACAACAAGUAUUACGAGAGUGUCUAUGACAAUGAUGCCUACCUCAACCUGACCUACCCUGCAGGCCUGACCCCAGAGGAAAAGCUAGAGUAUGAGACCGAGACUGCCAAGGCCCUGGCGGAGGUGGCGACCAUGGUAGCUCGUGCUCUCUACCUGCAGGCUGACGGAGACGCAGCGCAGCUCAACAACAUCGUCGCCGACCCCAAGAUGGUCACCCAGAUGCUGUACGGUUUCCUGGUCAAGUCUGACAACAGCUGGUUCCAGGCUCUGUUGGCUCCUGAGCUGAAGUCUCUCCUGCAACCCAGCCCACCGGAGUACUACGUCGGAGUCACCAUGUCGGCAAGCUCCAUAGUCAACACCCCCACCCGUCUGGUCCAGUACAUCCUGGCCAACCUGACAGGGAACGCCACCAGCCUGAACCAGACUUCCUGCCAGAAACCAGACGACCUGGAGAACGAGAGCAAACACCUGUACUCCUACCUCUGGGUGCAGGGCACGGUGCCCCCCAACGGCACGGAGAGGGAGGGCUUCUGCGUGCGUUCCUCGGUGCGCCUCGCCCGAGCCCUGUCUCCGGCCUUUGAGCUGGGGGAGUACUCCUCCUCAGCGUACUCCACGUGGACCGAGUCCCGCUGGAAGUUCAUCAAAGCCCGCAUAUUCCUGGUGGCGAGCCACGACCUGGAGAUGCUGACGCUGGGCGUGGGAGUGGCGGUGUUGCUUGCCUCUCUCCUGGUGACGUACUUCGUCAGCUCCAAGGCAGACGUGCUGUUCAGCUCGGCGCGGGAGCCCGGCAACGCAACCUACUGAUGCACGCCCCUAGCUCCUCCCAAACCCCUCCAGGCACCUGCAAACCCGGUGGCCAGCAACCUACUCUCUCUCUACCGCUACCUAACAACUGAAGAAAACCGAUUUUUUAAACAUACUAUUGGGUACACAAGUGCAAAACUGAUUAUUUGGAAACUCUUGCCGAUGGACUCGCACAGUUAAGGUUUAAUAUGGGACUAGACUUGGCCCGGAAUGGAUCUGGAGUCAUCAGGGUCAGGUUGCACUGGUGUCAGCCUGCCGGCCACCAGUGUGAAAGAUGUUCAUAUAUUACUUUUUGUUUGUCAAAGAAUGUUUUGUUUACUGUACAAUGGGAGUAGGCACAAAGUUCUGUUUGACCCGGUGAAAAUGUAUUUGUGUGUGUGUGUAUACGUGUGUUUGAAGUUGUGUGUCUUGAUAGGUGAGCAAAUGAGUGUGUGUGAGCUGGAGUGUAUGUGAGAUUGCAGUAGGAUGUGCAAUAGCUCUUCUGUCUGUAGCAUAAUGAUCAUGUCCUUUGUUAUGAGAUUGACACAUUUUCUUUGUAGAUUUGGGGUUGAGCCAAAUGACCACUACACAUUCAAAAUUGCAUAUGGAUAUACAGAUGCACUGUAUUGUCCACUUUUGAUCCUUAGAGUAUUUUCUUUUUAUAAUUAUAUUAUUACCUUAAAGAAUUGGAGUACAUCAUGGCAGAAGUGUUUAUGUGUUGAUGACAUUUUGUUUUAUGAUCAUUUCUGACCAACUGGGAAAUAUGUGUGAUUAUUGCCUUGAUAACAAAAUAAACAUGGCUUCUUUUCCAAA